CGGAGCUUUAUAAAAUAAAUUGCCACAAUAGAUAUAAUCAGUCAGUCAACUUUAUACAUAACAGGAGUUGACCCAAAGUGCUUUCCAAGAACAUAUAUAUAGACAGUCUACAAGACGACAUCAAGUCCAAAGGCAGGUUGUGCAAUGAUGUCAGGGUUGGCUGCGCUGUGUCUCCUGCUCCUGCAGACUGGAGCUUUUGGGUUUAAUAUAGGGCUUUUCGGAGGAGACUCACUGAGUCAUCAGAUGAUCAGUCAGAGUGCAGUUUUAAAUACCACCGUGCAGGUGUGCCGCGCAAUGGCCUUGGCUGAGGGAAUAGACUUCACUUUUCCUCCACAGCCUUUUACUGCUGAGUCUGUUGCUGUUGCCUGUCAAGCGUCAAAAUCAUCCAAGAGCUUCAGCCAAACCAUCAGUUUAAUCCAAAAAAACAACUGGCGAGUAGACAUCUUUCAUGUCUUUGACUCAAUGUAUCACUUUGACGAUGAGAGUUUUUCAGAGGGAAGGAAAAUCAUCACAGAAGGAUUAUCAGCUGUGAAGGCCAGCAACAAGUUACAGAACUUUGGGGCAGCAAGAGAAAAACUGGGAGAAAUCUUACACACUUUACAGGAUUUCUACAGUCAUAGCAACUGGGUGGAAAUGGAAAACAAACUCCCAAACUCCAAUCUGAUCAGAUCAGAUACCAGCAUUGGGAACAUUGCAGCUAAAACCAGAGCAACCUGUCGCAACUGUAAUGGAGACGACUGCAAAAACAACAUUUUGGAGGACAUCCUACAGGAAAAGAUACUUACCUCUGGAUAUUUCGGUCUUGUGCCUUUUUUCUCCACCAAACCGAAUGGAAAAUGCAGCCAUGGAGGUUUCCUUGAUCAAACAAGUAGGAUCGAGCCUAAAGGUGGGAUCAACAAAGACGAGAGAAGCGCGAGUCAUGGACAUCUCCACUUUACAGCAGCAAAUAUGGCAAUAGCUGCAACCAGUGAGCUACUAGAGGACGUUCGAGGGGCUGCUGGUGACAGAGCAUUCCUGCAAAUGAUGGGACUCUCCAAAGGAUCUGGUAAAGCUCUGUGUUUCGUCAUCGACACAACAGGAAGCAUGAGCGAUGACAUUGAAGCAGUGAAGGAUGUCACUUCCUCUAUAAUCGACAGUAAAGUGGGAACAGAGAAUGAGCCCUCAGUUUACAUUCUUGUACCUUUCAAUGAUCCAGAUUUUGGGCCACUAACAAAGACUACAGAUCCAAAAGUCUUCAGGAAUACUAUUAAUUCACUGUCAGCAAGCGGUGGAGGAGACACGCCAGAAAUGAGUCUUUCAGGGCUGCAGCUGGCUUUAACUGGCGCUCCUUUAAAUUCUGAGAUCUUCCUCUUCACGGAUGCACCUGCCAAAGACACAUACCUGCAAAGCACAGUGCUCGCACUCAUAGAACGCACUAAGACAGUGGUGAACUUCAUGAUUACUAACAUACUGGGAUCUCGUCGUAGAAGACAGAGUGGUAAUGACCAACAACAACAACAAAGUCGGAUGGUAAAAUCAGAUGCUCAGCUGUACAGAGACCUGGCUCAGGCUUCCGGAGGUCAGGCUAUUGAAGUCACAAAGAGUGACCUCCCAAAUGCCACUAGCAUCAUAACAGAGUCCUCCAGCCCCUCUCUGGUGACCCUUCUGCAGGCGGCCAGGAGUCCAGGAAAGACAGAAAAUUUCACCUUCACAGUUGAUGAGUCAGUAAGAAACCUUACAGUUUACCUCACUGGGAGCUCUGCGAUCUUUACUCUCAUCAGUCCCUCAGGUGAAUCACAGCAAAGCACGGACAUGACAGGAGCAUUGAUCGCUGCAUCCCAGUCAGUCGGAAAUUUCAAGACUCUGCAGCUAAAAACACAAGUGGGACUGUGGGAAAUUGAAAUGGUUUCAACAAGUCCCUACAGUCUCAAGGUUGUAGGUGAGAGUCCCAUUGACUUCCUGUUUGACUUUUUGGAGGUAUCGCAGGGCCCGUUUGGAGGUUUUGAUGUUGUAGACAAUCGUCCCAGAGCUGGUGUCAACAGUAGUCUGAUGGUGACGGUAACUGGGAGUGACACCACCACGGUGACAGAAGUGAUCCUUGUUGAGUCAUUGGGGUCAGGAGAAGUUAAUGGCAGCGUGGAGGCUCAGGGUGGAGGACACUUCUUAGCUCAGUUUGACAGGAUACCAUCACAGGAGUUUGUGGUGCUUGUAAAGGGGCAGAACAACAUCGGUUCCUCCAAAGAGUCCUCAGUGAUGUUCCAAAGGCAGUCACCCACCAGCAUCAGAGCCUCUACUGUGACUGUUACAGCUGGUGAUUCACAGAGUGUCUUAGUACCAGGAACACCACUUUCAGUUCCCUUCUCAGUGACGACUGAUGGUGUGGGAGGAAACUUCAAGAUCCAAGCUACCAAUGACCGAGGUUUUACUUUAACAUCCCCAUCCACUUUAUUCCUGGAAACUGGAGGCAGUGCUGAUGGUACAGUGAAUCUCACUGCACCUCUUGACACCCCAUCUGGUACUGACGUCACCCUGACUGUUGAGGCUGAGGCUCCGCGAGGUGCAGACACCAACUAUGUUGUUCUGCGUUUCACUGUCCUUAAAACGGUGACCGAUUUCACUCAGCCAGUGUGUCAGCAGCUCAGACUGCAGUCCAACUGCUCUGAUGAUUGCACCUUGUCCAUGUGGGAGCUCUCUGUUCAGGUGACUGAUGGGGCUAAUGGGACGGGUAUUGACCGUGUAAGCCUCAGACAAGGCAACGGUACCAUGAAUACCAGCCUGGACGCUGACAACAAUAACAUAACGCUGGUGUUCUACAAUGCAUCUUGCUGUUCGCCUGAUGUGGAGCUGCUGGUUGUGGAUCGGGUGGGUAAUGUAGGCUCCUGUGUCUACAGUGUCCGGACAACGGCUACCGUCACUACACAGCCUUCAACAUCUACACAGCCUUCAACAUCUCUUGUGUCUUUCUCCACCAGAGUUGUUCAGUCUUUUCUUCCUUGCCUUAGCAUCACAAUCUCAGGCCUCAUUUUAGUGUGGCAAAGAGUUACAUUUUAAAGUGUUCUUUUGGCUUUGGAAAAUCAACUACAUACUCAGUCAGUUGCCUGUUCAUUUGAUACACAUAGCUAAAACUAAAACAUUCCACUACAACAGCUCCACAAUAAAUCCUAUGAAUUAGUUUGCUUGAGCUAAAGGUGACGUUAUCAAAAUGAUCCAAACACAAAAAUCUAAAGAUAUGCAGUUAAGUUCUUAUGAUGGCACUGGCCAGUACCAUGACAACACUGAAUAUGCCAUCCAUUACCAUACAUUUACCACAGUAGUUUUUCGUGGAGGAUGGUUAUAAUGUUCAGUUUUUAUUGAAUUAUUUUGCUACGUGAACCUAAUCACCUGCCAACUGAGUGUAUGUACAACUGUGUGAUUAAUCUUACUGUAAAACUAAUUAAAUUCUUUAAGCUAUGCAAUUUGUUACCCAACUUUAAAGUAUGUAUUACAGGGUGCUUGAUGCCAUUCUAACUUUUUAAAAAGCUUAACGGGGUUGUGAAUAUGUCAUUAUUAAGAUAUAGACCAUGUGAACACACAAUCAAGGAUCAUGCAUUCAUAUUUUGAGUACUAUUGAUAAUACUGAUAUUAAGUUGUGGAAAGGUAUUGUUGAUUGAAUGAUUAGAUUUCUUUGAUCAUUUAAAAUUAAACAUACAUUUGAGGCCUGCUUCUCAUACAGCUGAUUAAAAACAUGGUGACACAA
Messenger RNA from Micropterus salmoides (largemouth bass), 3715 nucleotides. RefSeq names its product von Willebrand factor A domain-containing protein 7-like. The transcript has 16 exons. Bases 145 to 3030 code for a protein of 961 amino acids. The record is from RefSeq and is a predicted model, not a curated record. NCBI's taxonomy places the organism in Eukaryota, Metazoa, Chordata, Actinopteri, Centrarchiformes, Centrarchidae.